Molecule: messenger RNA, 3183 nt
Organism: Salvia hispanica
Lineage: Eukaryota; Viridiplantae; Streptophyta; Magnoliopsida; Lamiales; Lamiaceae
Product: putative late blight resistance protein homolog R1A-4
Biological process (GO): defense response to other organism
Molecular function (GO): ADP binding
Source: RefSeq, a predicted model, not a curated record
UUCUCUUAUGAACACAAUUAGCAAUAUUCUGAGUUGUUCUCGUUUUAGCCUUGUUGGUCGCUCUACACAACUCAUACAGUUCGUGUACAGCGAGCUGGAUCCAUUACAGCAAAUUCUUGAAAGAUUGGACAAGACAAGUCCAAGCAGGAGCAGGAAGAAGGUGAACGCUUUGGAUGGAAAAAUCAAAGAGGCAGUAUGGAUAUUUGAAGACGCAUUGGAAUCCCUUCUCACAAAACAGAUUCGCUCACAAUCACAAAGUCUUCCAUUUCCAGAGAUACUCUUUAUUGAUCUGCAGAGUCUGCAAAAUGGUGUUGAUUUCUUGAUCCAGGCACUCCAGGGUGUGGUGAAGGCCUACAUUUAUGAAGUUGACAAUAUGCCUCAAGACCAACCUAUUUCCUCAUUCAUUGGUUUCCGGGGAACCAACUCAAAGAUGGUUGGAUUAUCUGACCAAUUCCAACGAAUCAAAACUGAUCUUAUCGUCGGCUUGAAUCGUUUGUACGCAAUUUAUGGAACAGCCGGCAUUGGGAAGACGACUCUAGCUAUGCAAAUUUAUCAAGAUCCAGAUAUUCAGAGCAAAUUUGAGUGUCGGGCAUGGGUCACCGUAGGCAGAGUACCUCAACCGUUCCAUCAAAUUUCACGAGGUAUUAUUGCUCAACUCUCUGGAUUAUCAACUCACACUGAAGGAGAUGAAGAAAUAGGUGACUCCUUGAAAAGAAUAUUACAUGGCAAAAAAUGCCUCGUUGUGUUGGAUGAUGUCUGGGAGAUGCAAAUAGAGGAUUUCUUGAGACAUUCCUCAUCAUACAUGAAAAUAGGAUGUAUUCAUGUGUUGCUUACUGGUCGACAUCGAAAAUUGAUCAAAUAUGGGCGUAGUGAAUCUUGGUACGAGGUGCGGUUUUUGAAUGAUGAAGAAAGUAUGGAACUACUAUGUGAGAAGGUGUUUGGUGACGAGAGUUGCCCUCCUCGACUUCACAAAGCUGCCAUCAAAAUUGCCAAGCUUUGUGAAGGUCUCCCACUCAUGAUACUCACUGUUGCUAGCAUCCUGUCAAAAUCCGAGCAUAUUAGAGAUCCAGUCUAUUGGAAUGAAGUAGCAGAGAAGAGAAACUCAGUUUUUGCAGACGCAUAUAAUGAAAUAUCAAAGGUACUUUUUCCCAGCUACAACUACUUGCCUCAACGUCUUAAAAUGCCUUUUCUCUUUAUGGGAGUCUUCCCUCACGAUUAUGACACACCCGCUCACAAGAUCAUCGUUAUGCUCACCGCUGAGGGGUUGUGGUAUGUUCGGGAAUGUCUGAGAGAGCUAGCUUUCGACUACAGUCUUGUUUUACGUAUCUUGAAGAGUGUAGAUAAAACUUCUGAAGAGUUUUUUGUUAGUGAAUAUAAAGCGUGUUGGCUUCAUUCUUCAUGGCGGUACGUGUGUAGAGUAGAAGCUUGUAAGAACAUGUUUUAUCAUGUCUUAAAUAAGUUAAUUGAUGCCGAAGAAGAAGGUCUAAAAGGUCUGCACGGUUUGUGUCUUGAAAAUAACAUGUUAUUUGGCAUCAAAAAGUUUUGCAACUCAGUGAGAUCCAAUUGUGCAUCCUCAACACGUUCUCUCCUUUUCUAUGGUCCUUACCACCAAUAUCCAAUCCAUAUAAAUGUCGGUUUCAGGUUGCUAAGAGAAAUAGAUGCUCUUACACAACGUUUUUAUACUUUCCCAACAGAAAUUUUAUCGCUAGUGCAAUUGAAGUACCUUGCUUUAACUUGCAAUGGAGAACUCCCUUCAACUAUAUCCAGACUUUUUAAUCUUCGAGUCUUGAUAAUCCAUCCACAUAUGAGCAUCAGACGUUGUGGAGCUCCAUCGUAUAUACCAGUACAAAUGUGGGAUAUACAAGAGUUAGAGCAUAUUGAGAUAUUGGGAAAGAGCCUCGUGGUUCCAUCUCAUGUUGAUUUACAUAAUCUCUCAACACUUAUAGGUGUAAAUGCUAGCAUUUGUACUGUCUUGGAACUCUCCAACAGAAUUCCUAACAUAAAGAAAUUAGACAUGCAUAUUGAGUUAACACCUUCUGAUGAACAUGAUAACCUUUUGAGUUGCUUUGGCUGCAUUUCGACACUUGAAAGUUUGGAAACGCUCAAAUUUUGUAUCACGAAUCCCGUGGUUAAGUAUGGUCAUGUUUUUCCGGUGAGUCCUAGAUCAUUGAAGUUGCCACGUUUUUUGAGAAAGUUGCAUUUGAGUGGUAUCGGCUUUCCUUGGGAAUACAUGGAUGCUAUCGGCUAUUUGCCUUAUCUUCAAGUGCUCAAGUUACGAUCGUACGCCUUUGAAGGCUCAAAGUGGGAAGCACAGACGGGGAGUUUUUUCGCACUUAAGUUUCUAUUGAUUGAAGAUAGUGAUUUGGUGCAAUGGACACCAGGACUUGGAAGCUUCCCUGAGCUAACAUACCUAAGUAUGAAACAUUGCUAUAAACUAAAAGAGAUCCAAGGGAGGCCUGGCUUUCUAGACCAAUUUCCAUGUACCAUAGAGAUUGAACUAGUGGACUGCAAUCCUUUAGUUUUGAUAUGGGCCAACCAAUUACAACCAUGUAUCGGCAUUAUGCUUCGUGUUAUUGCGUCUUCUUUUUUUGACGAGAAACCGACAACUUUCAAAUGUGAAAGGUAUGGAGGUUACCAUAUAGCUGAGCAGGAAAGGUUAGACAAAGAAGAGAACAAAGUGGAUGACUUUGAAGAAAUUGCUAAUCGGGAUGAUCGUGAGGAAGCGAAUGGUGAUGCAUAUAUAACUUGUGAUACUGAAGGCGAGGGCGCUAAUGAGGAUAUAACUGAGGAAAGAGUGAUGGCGUAUACACGCACGAUCAUGAGGUUACGGAAGAAGAUUAUGAUGAAGAAAUUGCAAUUCGAGGAGAGGAUGGUGAAGAUGAGGGGAACGAGGAAGAGAAUGUUGAAGAAGAUGGUAGGCUUAUGCCGUAGCAACGACGUCAAGGAGCAAUGAGAGCACUUUCAGGAUUUGAAUAAGCUGCUACAAACUUAUACACAUGUAAUGUAAUUAUGUAAAUCAAAGCAUGAUGAUUCUACAACUUUUGAAGUGACUUCUUUAUAUUUUGAUUUGAUUUUCAACAUAUGAAGCAGCAAUAUUGUAUUAUUGGAUUGUCACCUGACUUUAAGAUCUGUAACAUGUGUUGAAUUCUUUUGAGGAUUAUAAAUUGAGUGAUUAUGUAUGGA